Messenger RNA from Bombina bombina (fire-bellied toad), 1669 nucleotides. RefSeq names its product matrix metalloproteinase-18-like. Gene Ontology annotation, cellular component: extracellular matrix. Gene Ontology annotation, biological process: collagen catabolic process; extracellular matrix organization; proteolysis. The transcript has 10 exons. Bases 66 to 1469 code for a protein of 467 amino acids. The record is from RefSeq and is a predicted model, not a curated record. Lineage: Eukaryota; Metazoa; Chordata; Amphibia; Anura; Bombinatoridae. Gene Ontology annotation, molecular function: metalloendopeptidase activity; zinc ion binding.
AUCAGAGGAAAGCAGAGAGCUUCUGGAAAGAUAUUUUAGGAUUGAAUUACAGAAUCAACCUAGAAAUGAAGAGCUUAAUACUCAUAUUGCUACUGGCAGUGACAUACUGUAAUGCUUUUCCCGCAGUUACAGAAAUUGACGAUCAGGCCAAAUUUGCUGAAGAAUACCUAAAGAAAUUCUACAAUCUUAAGACUGAUGGACUUAAACAGUCAAGAAAGAAGAGCAACAAUCCAUUUACUGAAAAAAUACGGGAAAUGCAGGAAUUCUUUGGCUUAGAGGUGACUGGAAAGUUGGACGAAGAUACCAUAGAAAUGAUGCAGCAGCCUAGAUGUGGCGUAACAGAUGUCGGUCAGUACAGUCUUUUCCCUGGCAACCCAUCAUGGAAGAAGAAGGAUGUGACAUACAGAAUUUUGAACUACACACCAGAUAUGACCCGAGCGGAAGUGGACAGAGCCAUUGCACAAGCAUUCAAGGUCUGGAGUGAUGUUACCCCUUUAAUCUUCACUAGAGUUUAUGAUGGAGCCUCCGACAUUGAAAUUUCAUUUGCAGCACAAGUUCACAAUGAUUUCUAUCCGUUUGAUGGACAACAUGGUACUUUGGCGCAUGCUUUUGCACCUGGGAAUGGAAUCGGUGGAGAUGCCCACUUUGAUGAAGAUGAAACAUGGACAAGUGGUUCUGUUGGAUACAACUUGUUCAUUGUGGCUGCUCAUGAAUUUGGACAUUCACUUGGACUUUCCCAUUCUAAUGAUCCAAGUGCUCUUAUGUACCCAACAUACCAUUAUCUGGACUCCAGUGAAUUCAGUCUUUCUCAAGAUGACAUCAGUGGAAUUCAAUCUCUUUAUGGAGCAGGAGAAAAACCUGUGGAACCUCAACCAACAACACCAACAAAUGUCCCGAAAAGAUGUCAGACAAAUAUAACUUUUGAUGCAGUGACCACUCUCCGAGGAGAAAUAUUGUUCUUCAAAGAAAAAACAUUUUGGCGCAAAAUUACACAGAACUCGGAAAUUGAGCAACAUUUGAUCACAACAUUCUGGCCGUCUCUCCCAUCUGGCAUUCAUGCUGCCUAUGAAAGGGUGGAGAAAGACCAAGUUCUUCUCUUUAAAGGAACUAAAUACUGGGCUCUGAGUGGAUUUGAUAUUUUGAAAGAUUUUCCCAAGAGUAUCUAUGAACUGGGAUUCCCACGGACUGUUAAGAGGAUUGACGCAGCUGUCCACAGUGAUCAUACCGGAAAGACAUACUUCUUUGUAGCUGAUAAGUAUUACAGUUAUGAUGAGAAGAACAAUAUAAUGGAUAAGGAUUCCCCUAAGAAAAUCAUUGAUGGAUUCCCUGGUAUUGGAAACAAAGUUCAAGCUGCCUUUCAAUCAAAGGGAUUUUUAUAUUUCUUUGCUGGACAACGUCAAUAUGAAUUCAACCCAAUCAAGAAGAGAGUAACACGUCUAUUGAAGAGCAACAGCUGGUUAAACUGUUGAACAGAAACUACACAAUAACCAGGAGAAAACAUUACAAAUACAAAUGAAAUACAAAAUAAAAAAAAUAAUAGCUUCAUCUUUUUUUACGUUCAUUUUUGUAUUAUCUAUUGUGUUCUGUAAUAUGUCUAUAUAAAUAUAUAUUUAAUUUAAAACUGUUAUUAUUUAAAUAUGUUUUCUAAAAUAAAAGUUAAUUUACUUUA